AUUUUGCAAGAAAAAAGAUUUCGCGGCUCAAAAAAGCGAGUCUAACAACCAAGUCACCGAUCCCAACAAUCUAAGCGAAGAACUCAUAGAGAAAAACGAAAUGAUUGUGAAACAUAUAAUUUUAUUGAAACGAAAACGAAAUGAGAUGAUUGACGAGUACACAAACUACAAAAACGGGAACUCAGAUUUACAUGCCGAUAUAGAAAGGCUCACCUAUAAGGUCCAAUUGAUUAGUAAGAGUUUGGCGCAGAGAAUGAAGGCUAAAACGCUGUACGAUAAAACGUUAAGGGAAAUCGAAACGAAAUAUUCAGAGUUGGUUCAGCAUUCGGGAAAGCUUUUGGAUGCUGUGGAAAAAGAAAUAAACGAACUCCAAAGUUCAAUGCCAAUAAAAGAUGAUAAAUGCCUCCCGAAAGAGAACAUUGUGGCGAAUAUUAAACUAAAUUGUCUCGAAAUGGCCGAAUGCUCGCAAAAGCUCGACAGGGAAAACUUGACGAAAGAUCGCAUCUGCUGUUACGACGAAGUGCCAGUGCGGGAAAGUGCCAUUUCCACCCCUCAGCAGAGAGAAAGUCAGAACACCAAUAAACGGAGCAGCGAAGCUUCCAAAACGAGCCAAGACACGAAAAGUUCGCUCCGCAGCUCAGGCGAGUCAGCUUCGCCGUCAGGCUCCCAGGAAGCUAGUCAAGUAACGGAAGAGGAGGUCCAUGUAACGGAAGAAGCUGCCGAGGAAGAGAAGAUAUCGGAAGCCAGGGACUUCUUCGGUUCUUCGAUUCAGCUUGAAGAGGAUAAAUUGCCACAUAAGCCGGCGGAGCCCAAAAGAGAUAGCAACGGUAGAGCCAAUAGGCUUUCAUCGCUUAAAUAAAUUCUCCCAAGUAGGAUUGUUAUUGGAA
Brassicogethes aeneus is the source of this 887-nucleotide messenger RNA. The record is from the annotation of a GenBank genome assembly. Lineage: Eukaryota; Metazoa; Arthropoda; Insecta; Coleoptera; Nitidulidae.